Messenger RNA from Gongylonema pulchrum, 1440 nucleotides. The record is from the annotation of a GenBank genome assembly. Lineage: Eukaryota; Metazoa; Nematoda; Chromadorea; Rhabditida; Gongylonematidae.
AUGUACGCUUUUCAUUUUCGUCAUGUAAGCAGAAAAAAAUUCGAAAAAUUUAAUUACGAGAUAUUCCAUCACCACUUUUCUUCACCUUAUUUUGCAGAUUUCGAGAAUGAGCGCCAUUUUGAGCCGGGUGAGGAUGUGCCAAAACGUGUAUGGUCGGCACUCAAAUACGAUAUAAAACGCUGGAAGCGACUAUGCAUUAUUUUGCAGGCGCAAAUGGAUCCAUAUCAGCGGAAUAAUCCGAUCGCUCACAUCAAACGGCAAACCAUGGAUUUGGAAUUGUUCCCAUUUGCAGCUGAAGAAAUCAAACAUCGAAAAUACUCACUGUUUUGUUCAUUUUUUGCAGACAAUGAUCCGCCGGAUGUACAUUUUUUACCGAUGAGCUUUAUGUAUUUGGCAUGUACACCGGAAGAUGUUGAGCGAUUGAAAAGAAACUGGAAAGUACAGACACAGCAUGGUGCACGAGUUGAUUUGCUUACUCGUGAUCAGCUGCGCGAACGAUUUCCAUUUAUCAAUUUUGAUGAUGUUUUGCUUGGAUCAUGCGGCUUGGAAAAUGAAGGUACAAUCGAUGCUUGGCAGCUGCUUUCUGCCAUACGUGAGAAAAAUCUCACCUUGGGUGUCCAGUAUAUCAAAGGUGAAGUAGAAGGGUUCUUUUUUGAACGAAAAUAUGGAACGCAUGAUGUACACGGUAUCGAAGAUGAUGCUGACGAAUUGAUGUGGCGAAAUGUUAGCAUUAAGGGAGCCUAUAUACGGCCACAAAUGACCGAUGCUUCGGCGCGGAUAGUGCGAACAAAUCAGAUUGUUGUUGCUGCUGGGAAGGGACGUGAUUUGUUAGCAGUUGAGCUGCCCGUCCGUGCACGAAAACGCAUGGUAUUCGUUGUGCAUGCCCCAGAUGUUCCAGCUUUAGAUAUGCCUGCACUUUUUGAUCCAUCCGGUGUUUAUUGUUUGAUGGAAGAAGUUGGCAAUACAUUCAUUUGUGGAAAAAUCCCAAGCAAGGAAGAAGAUGAAAAAAUAGAUCAUUCAAAUCUAGAAAUUGAUUAUGAUUAUUUCUAUGACAGCAUUUGGCCAACAUUGGCGAAGCGUGUUCCGGCAUUUAAAAAUUUGAAGGAAGAAGAUGAAAAAAUAGACCAUUCAAAUCUGGAAAUUGAUUAUGAUUAUUUCUAUGAAAGCAUUUGGCCAACAUUAGCGAAGCGUGUUCCGGCAUUUAAAAAUUUGAAGGAUGUGAAUACGUUUGAUAAUUCCCCAAUUAUCGGCGAGCACUUGCUGUAUAAAAAUGUGCAUUUUCUUUGUGGAUUUGGCAAUCGUGGAAUGCAACAUGCGUUGGCCGUUGGUCGAAGUUAUUCCGAGAAACUUCUGGAAGGCGCCUACAUUUCACUGAAUUUACGAAAGUUUGAUAUGCGAAGGCUUGUUAAGAUGGAAAAAUUACAGGAGGAAUAUGGUUAA